CCCCCUGGUGGCGGGACGGGAGCGCGGCCCCGCUCCCGGUGCCGGUGCCGGUCCUGGUUCUGCUCCCGGUCCCGGUGGCCCCGGAGUGCCGUUCGUGCGUAGCCCCGUUCCCGCGGUCCCGUUCCCGGUGUCCCGGUGUCCCCCGCGCUCCGCCCCAGUCCCACCAUGAGCUCCGAGACGUUGGUCAAGGACGUCAAGCCCGGCCUGAAGAACCUGAACCUGAUCUUCAUCGUGCUGGAGACCGGCCGGGUCACCAAGACCAAGGACGGCCACGAGGUCCGGACGUGCAAAGUGGCCGACAAGAGCGGCAGCAUCAACAUCUCGGUGUGGGACGAUGUGGGGAACCUGAUCCAGCCCGGGGACAUCAUCCGGCUCACCAAGGGCUACGCCUCCGUCUUCAAGGGCUGCCUGACGCUCUACACCGGCCGAGGGGGGGACCUGCAGAAGAUUGGGGAGUUCUGCAUGGUUUACUCCGAGGUGCCCAAUUUCAGCGAGCCCAACCCCGAGUACGUGGCACAGCAGGCACAGGGCAAGGGGGCCCCCCCCGACAGCUCGGCCCCGGCAGCUCCGCAGCCCCCCCCGGGCCCCCCCGCUGCCCCCGCAGCCCCCGAGAGCCAGAACGGGAACGGGCUGAGCCCCGGGGGCCCCCCCGCGCACCCCCCGAGCGGCCGCAUCACCCGCAGCCAGCCCGGCCCGGUCAGCAACGGCAAAGAGACCCGGAGGAGCGGCAAGAGAUAACGGGAACGGCACCGGGACGGCACCGGGAUGGCACCGGGACGGCACCGGGACAGCACCGGCACCGCCACAACCGGGGGCUCCCCGGUUCCCCAAGCCCUGAAGGUCCCGGUGCUCCCCCGGUGCUGGUCUGGAUCCUCCCCGGGACCCACCGGGAACCCCCCGGGACCCACCGGGACCUCAUGGAGACCCCCCCGGUACCGCCACAACCGGGGGUUCCCGGUUCCCCAAUCUCAAAGGUCCCGGUGCUGGUCCGGAUCCUCCCCGGGACCUCAUGGAGACCCCGCCGGUACCGCCAUAACCGGGGGAUCCCCGGUUUCCCCAAGCCCGGAGUUCCCGGUGCCCCCCGGUGCUGGUCCGGACCCCACCGGGACCCCCCCCCCCGGCACCGCCACAACCGGGGGAUUCCCAAGCCGGUAACGGGGAGGGGGUGCCCGGUGUCCUCCCGGUGUUCCCCCGGUGCUGGUCCGGAUCCUCCCCGGGACCCCCCUGAGCCCCCCGGGAUCCCACCGGGACCCCUCCGGUACCGCCACAACCGGGGGAUCCCCGGUUUCCCCAGUCCCGAAGGUCCCGGUGUUCUCCCGGUGCUGGUCUGGAUCCUCCCCGGGACCCACCGGGACCUCAUGGAGACCCCCCCGGCACCGCCAUAACCGGGGGAUCCCCGUUUUCCCCAAUCCCAAAGUUCCCGGUGUCCCCCCGGUGUCCCCCCGGUGUUCCCCCGGUGCUCGGGGGUCCCGGUGUUCCCCCGGUGCCCCCCCGUUUUCGGGCCGGGUUAAUAAAGAACCGAGCUCUG
Molecule: messenger RNA, 1528 nt
Organism: Zonotrichia leucophrys gambelii
Lineage: Eukaryota; Metazoa; Chordata; Aves; Passeriformes; Passerellidae
Gene: NABP2
Product: nucleic acid binding protein 2
Exons: 7
Coding region: 166-738 (190 amino acids)
Biological process (GO): double-strand break repair via homologous recombination; mitotic cell cycle checkpoint signaling; response to ionizing radiation
Cellular component (GO): SOSS complex
Molecular function (GO): DNA binding
Source: RefSeq, a predicted model, not a curated record